Molecule: messenger RNA, 1239 nt
Organism: Hypoxylon trugodes
Lineage: Eukaryota; Fungi; Ascomycota; Sordariomycetes; Xylariales; Hypoxylaceae
Exons: 7
Coding region: 156-1079 (307 amino acids)
Biological process (GO): mycotoxin biosynthetic process
Source: RefSeq, a predicted model, not a curated record
AGCCUUCGGAAGCAUGAUCUCUUGAAGGAAAUGAGGCGUCCACGUCUCGUUCCCAUCUACUUUAUACACUUUCUCUAUAGUUUUAUCUUAGGGUAAUCAUCUUCGAGAUGAUAGAGGUUCUUUGAUUUUUGAUUGUAGCCCUUUUCCGAGUAAACAUGUCUUUUCUCUGGGGUCAACGGAAGUUUUCUUUCGGGGCUCGCCAAGAGUAUUCAAGGGUGAUUGAUGCUUCACGAAACUCAUCCGAAACUUCCCAAGAUAGUUUAUUGGGAAAGGAGAUAGAAUUCUUCCGUCGAGAACCUUCAUUUUGGAAGCGCAAUGCCUCAUUAAUAGUAGCAAAUUCUCUUCUGUUUGUCGUCUAUAUCGCAAUUCUUGUCGCCGUCGCCUCCUACGUUCCACAACAGUGUCGCCAAGGUCCCAACCUGAUAAUUUCCCCCGCCUAUGAAGCUCUGGAGUGGGAAGAGUAUACCUUCCAGGAGAACUCGCAGCUACAUGGUCCCUUCUCUGGCUAUCCGCGGCCGGAGAUUGAUGAAAAUUGGGAUAAGCUCUUGGACGCUGAGAAUAUUAUUCUGGAGCCCGAGGUAUUAAGGCACUACGAUCGCGAAGACCUAGGCGUUGCCGUUCCAGAGGGUGGGGGAUAUCUAGGUACUCUGAACGUAUAUCACGAGUUACAUUGUAUUAAACGACUUUGGCAAUAUAUGUAUCCCGAGCAUUAUUGGUCUGACCUUUCGGAUGCUCAGCGGGAGGUCAAUAGACUCCAUAAUGAGCAUUGUCUCGACUUCCUUCGUCAAUCCUCCAUGUGCCAUGCAGAUAUUGGUCUCAUUACCUUCCAAUGGUCUCCAGAUAGCCGCAUUCCCGUCGCGAAUGCUACAACGCAUCAAUGCGCAAAGUGGGAUAAGAUUGAUAAAUGGACUAAAGCCAGAACUGUCGACAUGAUGAAACCCGGCUGGCUCGUCCAUCCUACGAAAGGCCCUUCCUUUCCUCUAGGUGAGGGUAACCGCCUUGGCGCUGUAAGGAAGCCUCAAGAACCACAUUUAGUUGGCCACGAAAGUCACGAAGGACAUGCCAGGCGGGGCCAUUGAACAUGUUCUAGAUACAUAACCUAGCAACACGUGUGGUAUCUAUAUAAAUAGGGUAGUUCAAUCCUCAUAAAUCUGGGUGAUAGCAAACUUGACAAGGAGGAAUAGGAGUUUAAAGGUAGUAGAGAUUAUCAUCAUAUUUUCAUAGGAGGUUACUUAGGUU